This is a messenger RNA of Eimeria tenella, 813 nucleotides long. RefSeq lists its product as uncharacterized. The coding region runs from base 1 to 813 and encodes 270 amino acids. The record is from RefSeq and is a predicted model, not a curated record. Lineage: Eukaryota; Apicomplexa; Conoidasida; Eucoccidiorida; Eimeriidae. The transcript is spliced from 2 exons.
AUGCUGCUGCGGAACGGCAGUGCCUUGCUACGCGGACCCGCCCAGCAGCAGCAGCACCAACAACAGCAGCCUCACCAGCAACAGCAGCAGCAGCAACAGCAGCAGCAGCAGCAGCAGCAGCAAGUUGUCCGGGGAGGAGGUUGUGUUUUCGGGGCGUUUGCUGCGGGACAGCAGCGGGAGAGAAGGGCCGAUUCGCGAGCAGCAGCAGGCGCUGCUGCUGCUGCUGCUGCAGCAGCAGCUGCUCCCCCUCGCCGACAGCAGCAGCUGCUGCUGGCUCCACUGCGGCAGCUGCUGCCACAGAAUCCUCUUCACCGGAGUCCGCGAAAGAGACACAAAACGCGAGUGUACAUACACCCCAAGCUGCGCAUACACCCCAAGCUGCGCAUACACCCCGAGCUGCCGAGACACCCCGAGCUGUCCAGACACCCCGAGGAGCUGCGCAGACACCGGAAGGAGCUGCGCAGACACCGGAGGGAGCUGCGCAGACACCGGGAGGAGCUGCGUGUACACCCCGGGGAGCUGCACGUACACCCCGGGGAGCUGCACGUACACCCCGGGGAGCUGCACGUACACCCCGGGGAGCUGUACGUACACCCCAAGUCUGUUUCCAAAAAGGUGUUUUGUGCCUCCUUUGAAGCCCCAGAGCUGCCACGUUUGCUGCAGAGCCUCAGCAACGCGCGCAGUCGCCAGCAGCAUCUUCUGCAGCAUCCUCAACCCCACGCUGCUCUGCGACGCAUGCGCCAACAUACCCUUCCCCAGCAGCAGCAGCAGCAGCAGCAGCAGCAGCAGCAGCAGCAGCAGGUGGUUUGCUGA